AUGAAGGUCCUCGUUGCUUUCCUGGUCGUAUGCCUUGCAGUGGCAGUGCGGUCCCAGAGCUGCAAACAGACUAUUGCCACCUCGUGCACUGGUGGUGACUCGUACAGUUGCGGUGAGGUCACAGUCACUUGCAACUCCUACUGCUUGUCCGGAUCUACGUAUGCCAAGGUUCUAGGUAUUGGUGUUACCAACUGGCACAAGAAAUGCUACACCGCCAGUGACGUUUCCCGCAUCAACUGCGGAACCCAGAACUACACCUGCAAGACGGAUACCGCGUUCGGUUUGACCUCCUCCUACUGCUGGAGAUGCUGCACCGGCACUGACUGCAACAACGGCACUCCACCCAGUGCCUCAUCCUAUGCACAACCUCUGAAGAGAUGCAAAGUGACCACGGGCACAAAUACUGGCAGCACCUACAACUGCGCAGAGAGCACAGAGCCGUGUGAUUCCUACUGUCUGUCAGGGUCUAAUUAUGACAUAGUUAAUGGAUCUGGUGUAACCACCUGGACCAAGAAGUGCUAUACCUCCAAUGACACAUCCCAGAUCGAUUGCGGAACCCAGAAAUCCACGUGCAAGACGGAUGGGUUCGGACACGCAUACUGCAGGAGAUGCUGCAAUGGAACUGACUGCAACGACGACACUCCUCCAAGUGCCUUAUCCUAUGUACAAUCUCUGAAGACAUGCCAAGUGACCACGGGCACAUGUACUGGCACCACCUACAACUGCCUAGAGAGCACAGAGUGGUGUGAUUCCUACUGCCUGUCAGGGUCCGAUUAUGACAUCGUUAAUGGAGCUGGUGUAACCACCUGGACCAAGAAGUGCUAUUCUUCCGCUGACACCUUCCAGAUUGAUUGCGGAACCCAGAACUCCGCGUGCAAGACGGAUAGCGCGUCCAGACACACAUACUGCAGGAAAUGCUGCACUGGAAGUGACUGCAAGGACGCCACUCCGCCCAGUGCCGUAUCCUAUCUACAAUCUCGGAAGACAUGCCAAGUGACCACGGGCACAUGUACUGGCAGCACCUACAACUGCAAAGAGAGAACAGAGUUGUGCGAUUCCUACUGCCUGUCAGGGUCCAAUUAUGUCGGGGUUGAUGGUACCGGUACUGGUGAGAGGACCUGGAUCAAGAAGUGCUAUACCUCAACUGACACAGCCCAGAUCAACUGCGGAACCCAGAACUCCACUUGCCAGAUGCAGGAGACAUCCAGUGCGACUGUCGGCUACUGCUGGAAAUGCUGUACUGGUGAUAACUGCAACUCAGGCACUCCACCCAUCCCAUGUAUGCCUAUGGCUAUCAUGGCUAUGGAGAGCUCCAAGGCUUCCAACCUGCAAAUUGUCAGCCCAAUCACCAUAUUCCUACUCAUUGCUCACAUCUUCAUUUCACUAAAUAGACCUUAUUAA
Sycon ciliatum is the source of this 1401-nucleotide messenger RNA. RefSeq names its product G surface protein, allelic form 156-like. The coding region runs from base 1 to 1401 and encodes 466 amino acids. The record is from RefSeq and is a predicted model, not a curated record. Lineage: Eukaryota; Metazoa; Porifera; Calcarea; Leucosolenida; Sycettidae. The transcript has 5 exons.